AUGAUUUCAUGCAAAGAAGUUUUUAGGUUUAUCCUCUCAGCUUCUGCUUCUUUUCCUCUCUCCAAGGCCGAGUUUUGGUCCUCUGUCGCUGUGCGGAUAAAAAAAGCCGAUUAAAGAAGACGACUGUGCGGCGGCGGUGGAGCCACCCAGAAAUUAGUGUUGUCGUAAACGCUAAGCCAUGGACCUGCUGGGGAGUUCUUGGGCCCGGGGGUCGUCUCUCCAUCUCGCGAAUGAGCAAGUCGUCGCCGCCGCCGUCCCAUCGUGGGUCGGUUCCCACAGGAGAUGCGACCGCCACCGGGGUGAGGGUUAAAAGGUGGAGGGGAGAUGGCACAGUGACUUUUGGUCCUGUCCUCGUCGUCCCCGUCACCCGGUGACCUCUCUAAGAGGAGCCGCUACAGGUGGUGGGCGCAGCGGGGCAGCCCCCUCCUCCCCUCCCUUCGAGCGAGCACGUGACUCCACGCCUCCACUCUCUCUCUCAUCUCGACUAGGGAAGCUGGCGUGGUUCCUCGGACGGAUAGCGGCAGCAUCAUCCAGAAAAUCCUCUUUCAGCUGAGGUUCGGGGAGGAGAGGAGGAUAUGGGCACCAUCUCCCGUCUCACGGUAAGCUGCUACCCGUCUGGCUGGGCCGGCUCGCCUUCUCCCUCCCUCUGUUCCGCCGCUGCUGCUGCCGUCCUCGUCGAUGGUCGUCGGGAAUUCAGUCUUUGUUUGCUGCUGUUGCGAUUUCUAGUCGUCGUUCUCAGAUUUCGAGUCGCCGGGGGCAUUAGAUUUGGAACCCUGAUUAUUCCCGCCCUCUUCCUCCUCCUCCCUGGUUCUUUCCGUCGGUAUUGUUUCUCUAUGGUCUCUCGCAAUCCUCGGGUUGUAUGCCCUCAAAUCUUCCUGCAAACUCUGUGGUUUGGAAGAUUUGGGGGUUAGAUUUGAGCCCGGAUACUUCAUUCUCCGAUUGCAGAGGCUGAUUUCUUGACAGAUCUGAGAAACUCACGAGCCCGAACGCUGUCCUGUAUGCUGUAUGCUUUAUGCUACCCACUGAAUUUGGUCGUCGUACUGAAAAACCCUUUCCUUUUUGACCAGUUGUCUCUCAAGAACAGAUCAAAUUGAAUGUAUUGAUGCCGUUGGCUUGCCGACGCUCGAGCCCUUGAAAAUAUAAUACAGAAGAAGGGCUCCCCUGACGAUUGCCCGCCCGGCGGUGCUGUCUUACUUUCAGGUCAGCCAGCCAUGGAAGGCCGGCUUAGGCUUAAGCCUCCCCUCCACCGGGGCGGACAGGCGGGUCUUUGCUUUCAAGGGCACGAGCAACGAAUUCCUCGGUCUCCGGAUUUCAGCGGGGUCGGGACGCUGCCAGAUUGGUCAGCGAUGGAGCUUCAUGGGCGGGGCGAGAGCCGUUCUCCAGCGGCAAGCUCUGAGCUUCACCCCUUGCAGGAAGACCCUCUUCUGCCCAUCAGCUUCCUGUAAAUCCUCCGGACACCCCCCCCCCCCUUCCGUCCGUCUUCUGUCCAUUACUCCCGCAUCUCCAUCUCCAUUCUUCUGCUCGCAUCUCCUUCUCUGUAUCAAGCUCGGAGAGAAUUGAAAAUCCGUCCUUGUUCUUCCUCCUCAUCUGUGCGAAGCUGUUUCUUAAAAGAUCCCUUCCCCUGGGCGCAAUGAUCCACUGAAUCCAUGACGGGCCGCGCCCGCGAUGUUGACGCUGCAGGGCUCCCGGGUCCUGAGAUCGCCGGCAGCGCUUUCACCGCCGGAACAGUCGCGGUGCUGCCCUUCUACGCUCUCAUGGUUCUGGCCCCCCACGCCAAGCUGGUCGGUCUGCCCCUUCCAUCCCACUGAAUGCAGAGUGCAGAGUGCAGAGAGAGAGGGGGGAGCAUGGAAACCUAACGCCGCCAUCUUCGUCAGAGUUCAUCUUCUGCUCAUCUUCGUGGGUGUUCUCCGCGCAGACCAAGAGGAGCAUGGAGAGCGGCUUGCCCUACGUGGCCCUCGGCGCGGCAUACGCGUUCCUCCUCUACCUCUCCUGGACGGCCGACACCAUGAGGCUGAUGUUCUCCAGCAAGUACUGGCUGCCAGAGGUUCACAUUACAUCAUCUUGUCCUCUUCUUCUUCUUCUUCUACCUAACCCUCCUCAUCAUCCGUCUUCUUCUGCGGCUGAGAGAUCUCGCCUUGCCUCUUUGUUGUGGUUCAGCUGUCGAGCAUAACGAGGAUGUUCUCGAACGAGUUGACCAUGGCCUCCGCCUGGCUGCACCUGCUGCUGGUUGACUUGUUCGCUGCCAGGUGCCCGCCUCUUUUACCCAUACUCUGACCUCAUCCCCCGCAACCACCCGGGGUGGGAAGGUUGACUAAGAGUUCGCUUAUCUGGUUGGUAUUCCCAGGCAGAUAUUCCACGACGGGCUGGAGCACAAGGUGGAGACCCGGCACUCCGUCUUGCUGUGCCUCUUCUUCUGCCCCAUCGGCAUUGCCGCCCACCUCAUCACCAAGCUGCUGACGAGGAUGGCUCGGCUUCGAUUGAUGCCCCAGGCCCAGGAAUAA
Messenger RNA from Spirodela intermedia, 2501 nucleotides. The record is from the annotation of a GenBank genome assembly. Lineage: Eukaryota; Viridiplantae; Streptophyta; Magnoliopsida; Alismatales; Araceae.